Pichia kudriavzevii is the source of this 1473-nucleotide messenger RNA. RefSeq lists its product as uncharacterized. NCBI's taxonomy places the organism in Eukaryota, Fungi, Ascomycota, Pichiomycetes, Pichiales, Pichiaceae. The coding region runs from base 1 to 1473 and encodes 490 amino acids. The transcript has a single exon. The record is from RefSeq and is a predicted model, not a curated record.
AUGACUGUAGCUCUGAGUGGCUCUAGUCGGAGGUUCUGUGUUGGGACAGUUAGUAAGAUUGCAUGCCCCAUACGUGGAAAAAGGUACAAUUCUUCUGCACAAUACGAAGACCCAGAGGAUGUCAAGAAAAGAGAAGACCUUUACAAACGUUUGACUGGUAAACCUCUAGAUGAUAUCGAAACCAAAAAGAUUUAUGAGACACCACUUGUAUCUACUGUUGCGUUCAGAAACCCGGAGGUGUUGAGCUCACCGUUUGUUUGCUUGGAUGAAAAUAUAGCUCUACGAAGCAUUUUCACCGAGCUGUUAAAUAAGACUGAACUGGAUAAGUAUGAUUAUUUCAUGAAAAUCAACACGGACACAAGCGCCACUCACCAAGACAGGCUAGAUGCGGUAAUCAACUGGAGGCAUAAAUUUAAAAAGAGCUUCAAGUCUAUUCCUGUUAACAUUAACGAAUCCAAUCUAAUACUUAAUUCGAACUUUAUUGAAUUCUUCGACAGAGUAACGGCAAAUAUGCAUGAUUUCGACAUUACACGGUCAGUGUCUCAAUUGCAGGAGGAAUUCUACAAGCUCUCCUAUACUGAUACCUUCAUAUUACACCUCAAAUACGUUCCAAAACUAAGCGAGGAUAAAAGAGGAGUUUUUAUAAACCAACUGGAUAAAUAUCUGCAAGAAAGUAUCCUGCAUUUCCAUGAUUCGUCGUUGGAGCAAAUAUGCCUAGAAUUGUUGAAACUAAAAGAGGUUCAACUUAUCACAAAUAUAAUAAAUUCUUAUGACACCACAACACAUUCACGUUUCUAUGAUAAUAUUUCUCCUCAUUUUUUGCAUCAAUAUCUUGAAGGUCUAAUUACCCAAAACGAUGUUCAAACUGCUAGUCAAGUACUGAAUUACUUAUCGGAUAACGAAUAUAUAAUACCUAGUGAUACUUUAACUCAAUAUUUCAAGUUGGUGCAUACUGUUGUGACCAAUGUUCAAGCACCUAAGAAUAAGAAGGAAAUGUUAUUCAAUCUUUUAACUAAAUCCACAAGCUGUAUGUUGCUCCAAGAUGGAAUGUUGAAUGAGGAGAUCGUAUUUUACAUUACUGAUUUUAUUCGUAUAAAUAUCCUCCACAUUUUUGUCAAGUACUUGCAGUUGAGUCCGAACUAUAAAGAGUUGAAUAGUAUUCCUGAUAUCAUAAUUCAAAGAAUCAGUUCCUCGUCCCCGUUCCAUAGAAAAUCGGAUCAAAAGAAGGCUAUAUUCACAACCAAUUUGCUUAAUAGCUUAAACUUUGAGAGUAAAGAGAUAUCAGACGCCUGUAAAAAAAACAUAAUAAGGAUAUAUGCAGAAGCACACUCCCCAUUGGCUGUGUUGAAUUGGUCAAAACAACUAGAGAUUCCACUUUCUACGGUAGAGAGAGACAGCUUUGUCAAAAUUCUCUCUGUUCCUAGUGGUUCUGACAAUGUGACGAGCAGCUUUGACAUUUCAGACAAGCUAUAG